Danio rerio (zebrafish) is the source of this 3766-nucleotide messenger RNA. The record is from RefSeq and is a predicted model, not a curated record. Lineage: Eukaryota; Metazoa; Chordata; Actinopteri; Cypriniformes; Danionidae.
UAACAAAAAAGCAAAGCCAGCCUUCUGUAAAGCUUUACAAGUCAAACAAAUAAAGCCUCCAGAUGGAGAAUCCAGGCUUCCAGACGUCCAAAGAUGACCCUCCACAGUAUGAAGAGACGUCUUUCUGCACGAACGGUUUCGGGAACGGGGAACGCAGAGCCAUACGCUCGUCUGUGGUCAGUGCUUUUGGCCACGACACUUUGGACCGCGUGCCAAACCCUGAUUUUUACCGGAACGCAGCGAGCAUCAGCGGACACAGAGCCGUCAGACCGUCCCUACACGAGCUGCAUGACGUCUUCCAGAAAAAUGGAGGCCUUAACCUUCCCAGUCCGGUGGAGGACAGUGAGGGAGUGGACAGCUCCACGCUGGGCGAUGUGGAGUCCGUCACCCCAUUGGAGGAGAAGGACACUGGGGGUGUGGUCAAAUUUGGCUGGAUCAAAGGAGUUCUGGUGCGCUGCAUGCUGAAUAUCUGGGGUGUGAUGCUCUUCAUUCGGCUCUCCUGGGUGUUCGGACAAGCAGGAAUCGGUUUGGGGAUAGUGGUGGUGUUGUUGAGUAUGGUUGUAACCAGCGUCACCUGUCUGUCCAUGUCAGCGAUCUGCACUAACGGAGUGGUGAGAGGAGGAGGAGCGUAUUACCUCAUCUCCCGCAGUCUGGGUCCGGAGUUCGGCGGCUCCAUUGGUCUGAUCUUCGCCUUCGCCAAUGCUGUGGCCGUGGCCAUGUAUGUUGUGGGAUUCGCUGAAACUGUGGUGGAGCUUCUCAAGGACAGUAACGCCCUCAUCGUGGAUCCCACAAAUGAUAUCCGGAUCAUCGGCUGCAUCACGGUGGUGCUGCUGAUGGGCAUCACUGUGGCUGGGAUGGAGUGGGAGGCAAAGGCUCAGGUGGCUCUGCUGGUCAUCCUGCUGGUGGCCAUUGCUAAUGUGUUUGUGGGAACAGUGAUUCCCUCCACACAAGACAAACGCUCCAAAGGCUUCUUCAACUAUCACGAAUCCAUUGCAAAGGAGAACUUCAUACCGGACUUCCGGGACGGAGAGACCUUCUUCUCUGUUUUCGCCAUCUUCUUCCCUGCGGCCACUGGGAUCCUGGCUGGAGCCAACAUCUCUGGAGAUCUGAGGGAUCCUCAAGGAGCUCUGCCUAAAGGGACUCUGCUGGCCAUCUUCAUCACCGGGGUCACCUACCUGGGCAUCGCACUGGUCGUCUCGGUCACAGUCGUCCGAGAUGCGACGGGAAACAGAAACGACACCAUUCAAGCCGGUGCGAGCUGCAACUUCUCCUCUGCCUGUGAUUUCGGCUAUGAUUUCUCCAUCUGCCAGACCACCAAAUGUAACUACGGCCUCAUGAACAACUUCCAGGUAAUGACUCUGGUGUCUGGAUUCGGACCUCUCAUCACUGCAGGAACGUUUUCGGCUACGCUCUCCUCAGCUCUGGCGUCUCUAGUGAGCGCGCCCAAAGUCUUCCAGGCUCUGUGCAAAGACAACAUCUACAAGGCGCUCAAGUUCUUUGCCAAAGGUCACGGGAAAAACAACGAGCCGAUCCGAGGAUACGUCCUGACCUUCAUCAUCGCCGUAGCCUUCAUCCUCAUCGCUCAGCUCAACACCAUCGCCCCCAUCAUCUCCAACUUCUUUCUGGCCUCGUACGCCCUCAUCAACUACUCCUGCUUCCACGCCUCCUACGCCAAAUCCCCAGGCUGGAGGCCGGCGUAUAAAUACUACAACAUGUGGCUGUCUCUGUUUGGAGCCGUGCUCUGCUGUGCUGUGAUGUUUGUUAUUAACUGGUGGGCCGCGCUGCUCACAUACGGCAUCGAGUUCUUCCUCUACAUCUACGUCACCGUCAAGAAACCAGAUGUGAACUGGGGAUCUUCAACUCAAGCCGUGACGUUUAUAAACGCAGUGAACAACGCUCUGAUUCUAUCUGGAGUAGACGACCACAUCAAGAACUUCAGACCCAAAUGUCUUGUCCUGACGGGAUCUCCCAGAAGUCGGCCGGCGCUGCUGGACCUCUCACACUCCUUCACCAAGAACUAUGGGUUGUGUUUGACCUGCGAGGUGUUUGUGGGUUCCCGUGAUAAGAAUCUGCAGGACAUGAUUGAAGGCGAUGUGCAGAACCAGCUGUGGCUCAACAAGCAGAAACACAAAGCAUUUUACACACCCAUCGCCAGCGACACACUCAGAGACGGAGCACAGGCACUGAUGCAGGCGUCAGGACUGGGCAGAAUGAAGCCGAACACAGUGAUGCUGGGGUUUAAGCGUGAUUGGAGAACCAGUAAACCACAGGACGUCCAAAACUAUGUAGGAAUUCUCCACGAUACGUUUGACUUUGAGCUCGGGACAGUGAUAAUGAGAGUCAGUCAGGGGAUGGACAUCUCACACAUCCUCAAAGCUGAAGAGGAGAUGGAGCGCAUGAUCUUGGAGCAGCAGGCGCUGGAGAUGGAGGAGAAUGACUUUCAGCCUGGACCGAGAGGCUUCUUCAAUCGGGCCAAGAAAACCCCAAAAAAAGAGCCGACCAGCAAAGUGUCUCUGGGCGUUCCUCAGGCCUCAGAUCUGGCCAAGCUGAACCAGCGUCUGGUGGAGGCCAGUGGGCAGUUCAAGCAGCAGCAGGGCAAGGGCAACAUCGACGUCUGGUGGCUGUUUGAUGACGGAGGUCUCACACUGCUUCUGCCGCACAUUCUGACCACACGCAAGAAGUGGAGAGAAUGCAGACUGCGCAUCUUCAUCGCCGGACAGCCGGAGCGCAUACAGCAGGACAAAGAGGAAAUGCAGUUGCUGCUGAAGAAGUUCAGGAUCAAGUGUGAAGACAUCAAAGUCAUUUCAGACCUCAACAUCAGACCCAGCGCAGAGAACUGGAAGCUGUUUGAGGACAUGAUUGAGCCGUUUCGUCUGCACGAGGGCUCCAAGGACAGCAGUCAGACUGAAGCUCUGAGGAAAGAGCAGCCUUGGAAGAUCACAGAUGCUGAGCUCGAUGCCUUUGAGCAGAAGACGAUGCUGCAGGUGCGUCUGAAUGAGCUUCUUCAGGAGAGUUCGAGAGCUGCUAAACUCAUCGUGGUGAGUCUCCCCAUCGCCCGUAAAGGCUCUGUCUCUGAUCACCUCUACAUGGCCUGGCUGGAAGCGCUCACUAAGAAUCUCCCACCGACGCUGCUGAUCCGCGGAAACCACAAGAGUGUGCUGACCAUCUACUCAUGAACACACACACAGGCAGCGUUCAGAUCAACACACUACUCCUGCAGUGUUUAUACUCAAAAUAAAUAAAACUCAAAUAUAGAUUGAUUUUUUACGUAUUUCAUCAGACACGUCUGCAGAACAAAAAGCCUUAGAUGUAGUUAAAGGGCCAGUUCACCCAAAAAUGAUUAUUCUUUUAUUAUUUACACAUCCUGUGCUUGCUACAAGCAUGUUUGAGUUACGUUCUUUUUUUAAAGUAGAAAAAAGGAAGAUAUUCUGAAGAAUGUUAUAAACGGGUAACCAUUGACUACCAUAGUCAUUUUUCCUACUAUAGAAGUCAAUAAAUGGUUACCAGUUUCCAGCAUUCUUCAGAAUAUCUUGCUUUGUUUUUAACAGAAUAGAGAAACUCAAAAAGUUUUAGAACAUUCAGAAAUGUUUAUUUUUUUGGGUGAACUGCGCCUUUAAUUUACCAUGCAACAUGAUGUACAGUUGAAGACUAAAUUGUUCACCCUCCUGUGAAAGUUCAAUUCUUUUUUCGAUAUUUGUUGUGCUGUAGAAACUAAAUUCCUAAGGGGGCUAAUAAUAUUGACCACAGCAGUUUUACAAAAAAAAAA